AUGGAAGUGGAGCACGGUAGCAACAAUGGCCUCAUUGAGCCAAAGAAGCUGCCGAACCCAGUCAGAGAGUCCAAAACUCACCAGGAGCUCCAUCGGGAGCUGCUGUUCAGCCACAGGAGGAGGCUGUUGCCAGAACACAAACCAGAGCUCCAGAAGGUUCUGGAGACCAGGAGAUUCAAGCAGCUGAAGCAGCAGCAGGAGUCACAGAGGCCUCUGACAGAUCUGGAAGAGGAGCUGAGGAAACGACACCGGAAGCUGGAGCAGAUGCAGCUAGGUCAACAGAAGAUUUCUCUGGAGGCAGUGGAUUUACUACAGUAAUUACAAAACACUUUCCAUCACUGGUUCGGUUGUGGAGUAGGGGUUUGGUGGGGAUGUGGUUCAUGGUUUGUCUGACAGUUUUGGGUGGAUUAGGGAUUAGGUUGGGAUCUGGUUUUAGCUUUGGCUGCUAGUUUGGGGAUAGAAUAGCAAUUUGUUUGGGUUCUGGUUUGACGUUUGGCUAAUGGUUAGGAUGUGGAUUAGGGGUUGUGUUGGGAUACUGUUUUAAAUUUCGCUGAUGGUUUGGGUGUGGAGUCCAUAUUGGGUUGGAAUCUGGUUUGUGGGUUAUCUGAUGGUUGGGUGUGGAGUAGAGGUUGGUUGGGGAUUCCGUUUGAGGUUAUUCUGACCUUUUGGAUAUGGUAUUCGGGUUGGGUUAGGAUCCAGUUUUAGUUUGACUGACGGUUCAGAUAUGGAGUAGGAUUUGGGUUGGGAUCCAGUUUGUGGUUAGGCUGACAGUUUGGCUGUGGGGUAGGAGUUGGAAUUGGAUCAGAUAUGAGAUUUUGCAGAUGGU
Molecule: messenger RNA, 826 nt
Organism: Chrysemys picta bellii (western painted turtle)
Lineage: Eukaryota; Metazoa; Chordata; Testudines; Emydidae
Source: RefSeq, a predicted model, not a curated record